Aureobasidium uvarum is the source of this 1989-nucleotide messenger RNA. The record is from the annotation of a GenBank genome assembly. Lineage: Eukaryota; Fungi; Ascomycota; Dothideomycetes; Dothideales; Saccotheciaceae.
AUGGGUCUGCGCGAACUCCUCUUCCCCGCCGCCCUCUGUAUAGGUGCCGUCAAUGCUCAAAACAUACCGUCUGGAGCAGUGUCUUCUCAUGUCGCUUCCUCUGGCUUUCCAACUUCUGUUUUCUCGUCCUACUGGGUCAAGCCUGUCGCUACAGCGGAGCCUCAACCUGCUCUGUAUGAUCCAGUCUUGAACAUCACGUUUCCACUAAAUCUGACCUCUCCUAACACGAUUCCGGAUGAAGACAACGACCCAGUCUACUACGUAGCUCCAAUCGCCAACCUUACUCUCGCUGGCAAGCAGGCUGUACUCAAGAGCAUCGUCUCCCAAGUUGAGGAAAUUGUCACAAGCAAUCAAUUCAACACCAGCUGCUCGAAAUGUAUUGCUGGGUUAAUAGUAGCAAAGACUGCAGCUCAAUUGGCACCUGAACUUGUGCCUGGCGCCAUGGUAUCUCUCUGCAAGCAAUUCAAGCUUCACAACAAUGAGACUUACGGACAAUACAUCUGUAACAGAGUGUCCAGCAACUUCUGCUCUAUGCCGACAACCAGUCAGCUGAACACUACUGGAUUAUUCCCCAAGCCAAAGCCCACCAACUACACUAUCCCCAAACCCUGUGGUAACCGCAUCAAGGUACUUCACAUGUCUGAUAUCCACUUGGAUCCUCGCUAUGCUGUCGGAAGUGAAGCCAACUGCACGUCUGGUUUGUGCUGCCGCGCCAAUAACUUCAACACUGCUCUUCCCGAUGGUGAAAUCUCACUUCCCGCACCAUACUACGGCGACUUCAAGUGUGACAGCCCGUACGGCUUGGUCCUCUCAGCUUUGGAUUCUAUUGCUCCUCUCACCGGCACCAGCAAACAAAACCCAUUCGGCUUCAGUAUCUACACUGGUGAUCUGGUCAGUCACGAAAGUCAGAACGAGCUUUCUAGGGCCUACGUCGAGUACGCAGAGCUGUCAAUCUAUGACAUGCUCAAAAAGUUUAUUGGCAAGGCGCCUGUUUAUGCUGUCCUUGGAAACCAUGACACCAACCCGGAAGCUAUCGAUGCGCCCCACAGUCUUCCUGGCGAUCUUGGUAUGCAAAUGUCAUGGAACUUUGACCACGUCGCUGGACUCUGGCAUGAGGAGGAGUGGCUCAACGCGACUGCUGCAAAGCAAGCACGUCUCCACUAUGGCGCCUACUCCGUCAAGACUCCUCAAGGUCUCCGUGUCAUCACCUUCAACACUGACUUCUGGUACAAAUCAAACUUCCUCAACUUGAUUGACACACUGAACCCGGACAAGUCUGGCAUGUUCGCAUGGAUGAUCCAAGAACUUCAAGCUGCUGAAGAUGCAGGAGAGCGAGUCUGGAUUCUCGCACACGUGCUAAGUGGCUGGGACGGCACCAACCCCAUGCCCAACCCUACCGAUCUCUUUUACCAAAUCAUCGACCGCUACUCACCUCAUGUUAUUGCCAACGUGUUCUUCGGCCACACCCACGAGGACUUUGCAUACGUCUGGUACGCCAACAAUGGCACCAACCAGUCCGCUGGCAAUGCCCUGACUACCGCGUGGGUCGGCCCCAGUAUCACCCCACUUACAAACGUCAACUCUGCUUUCCGCAGCUACGAAGUCGACACUGGCGACUGGAACGUCUACGAAGCCUACACAUUCUACUCUGACGUCGAGUCCUUCUCCGGUUUGAACAGCACAGGCCCAACAUUCAAGUUCGAAUACAACACCAGAGAUACUUACGGCCCGAGCAUCAAUUGGCCUGCCGAGGCCCCUCUGAAUGCUACUUUCUGGCAUGAGGUUUCCGAGCAGAUUGCCAAGAACACUACUCUGGCCAGUAUUUUCAAUACUUAUCAAGGCAAGAGUAGUGUCAUGAGUCCUAAUUGCACGAAUAUUGCUUGCGCGCAGGCAAAGGCGUGCUAUAUGCGUAGUGGCAGUGUGGCUCUGGGUCAAAAGUGUCCUCAAGGAUAUGGUAGUGUGCAGAGUCCUUUCAAGCCCACCUCUUAA